AGCCUCAGAUCGUACUGGGCAGUACGGCGCAAACGUCGGCGUUGGGAGCAGCCGCUGCUGUGCAGACUGGAACUGCUCAGAGGACGGUGCAGGCAGCCACCGCGGCCUCAACUGCCGCCACAGAAACCAUGGAAAAUGUGAAAAAAUGCAAGAAUUUUCUCUCUACACUAAUAAAACUGGCCUCUUCUGGAAAGCAGUCUACAGAAACUGCAGCUAACGUGAAAGAAUUAGUCCAGAACUUGCUGGAUGGCAAAAUUGAAGCUGAAGAUUUCACUAACAGGCUGUACCGGGAACUUAAUUCUUUACCUCAACCCUACCUUGUGCCUUUCUUGAAGCGGAGCUUACCUGCCUUGAGACAGCUGACUCCGGACUCGGCGGCUUUCAUUCAGCAAAGCCAGCAGCAGCAGCCCACGACACAGGCCACGACCACUCUGACAGCGGUGAUGCUGAACAGCCCCAUUCAGCGUACGGCAGGGAAGACCACGGCCACCGUCACGAGUACCUUGCAGCAGCCGGUCAUCAGCCUGACGCAGCCCACGCAAGUGGGGGUUGGCAAACAAGGGCAGCCCACGCAGGUGGUAAUCCAGCAGUCUCAAAAACCGGGCACAUUAAUUAGGCCUCCGCAGGUGACGUUGACACAGACCCCUAUGGUAGCCUUGCGACCGCCUCACAAUCGUAUUAUGCUUACUGCCCCUCAACAGAUUCAGCUGAACCCGCUUCAGACAGUCCCUGUGGUAAAACAAACAGUAUUGCCUGGAACCAAAGCUCUCUCUACUCUUUCAAGUCAAGCUGCAGCUGCUCAAAAAAACAAACUCAAAGAACCUGGGGGAGGCUCUUUUAGGGACGAUGACGAUAUUAAUGAUGUCGCGUCGAUGGCGGGAGUCAACCUAUCUGAAGAGAGCGCACGUAUAUUGGCUACCAAUUCCGAGUUGGUGGGCACGUUAACUAGGUCGUGUAAAGACGAGACCUUUCUCCUCCCGGCACCUUUGCAAAGAAGGAUACUAGAAAUAGGUAAAAAGCACGGAAUAACGGAAAUCCAUCCCGACGUUGUUAGCUACGUAUCGCACGCCACGCAACAAAGGUUACAAAACCUGGUUGAGAAAGUGUCAGAGACUGCGCAGCAAAGGAAUAUUUCUUAUAAGGACGAUGAAAGAUACGAGCAAGCGAGCGACGUGCGGGCGCAGCUCAAGUUCUUUGAACAACUUGAUCAAAUCGAGAAGCAGCGGAAGGACGAACAAGAAAGGGAAAUUUUAAUGCGGGCGGCAAAGUCUCGAUCUAGACAAGAAGAUCCAGAACAGCUUAGGUUGAAACAGAAGGCCAAGGAGAUGCAGCAACAAGAACUAGCACAGAUGAGACAGAGGGAAGCCAACCAAACUGCUUUGGCGGCAAUUGGUCCCAGGAAGAAGAGGAAAGUGGACUCGCCGGGCGCUGGACCAGGGACAGAGGGUUCCAGUGCGAGCAUAGCGGUCACAGGCAGCUCCGGCGUGGGGACGGCCAGGCAGUUUACACGGCAAAGGAUAACGCGGGUGAACCUCAGGGACCUCAUAUUUUGUUUAGAAAAUGAGCGAGAGACAAGCCAUUCAUUAUUGCUAUAUAAAGCAUUCCUUAAGUGAGAGUGGAGAAGAUCAAGGUAUUUUUUGACCGAGAAGAAAACCUGGGGACACUUUUUUUAUAUGUAUUUGCAGAUUUUGCCUUUUUUUUGUAACAAGCAUAUGGGAUAUUGUUUCAAACAACAACUACAGCAACCCCAACAACCAACCAUCCCGAGGGAAAAAAAACACCCCGCCUCUUUACAAGGAACCGUUUUCUAUUCCCGUCGAUUAUAAACUCUUUGGUGUAAGAGCAACCCUUUUGACAGUGAGGAGACUUGUAAAGGCCUGCAGAGACGAUAAGACGACGAUUUAAAAGUUUUAACUCAUCUCUUUGAUUGAGUGGCCUUCUUGCCAAACAAGCCAUAUUAUAGAGACUGACGGAAUCGUUUAGCAAAUAACCAGCUUCUCUUGUGUCAGAUCCUGUAGCAAUUUCAACUUCAAAUUGUGCAUUUUUAGUUCGGUUUUUCCUUGACUUAAAAUCGAUAUAUAGGUAUAUAUCUACAGCAGAUGACCUCAUUUUAUUUUUUUGCCUUUUGAAACAAGUCAGUUAGCAAAGCAAACUGAUUUUAAUAAAUAUUUAUCUCCCCUUUCCCCUCAAAUUGUUCAAAAUUCUAGAUUACACUUAAUUUUAAGCAUAAACCUCAAUUUUUUUAAAACAAAAAAGAUCUCAUUAUUAUUGCUUAUUAGAGGCAACCCCACCCGAAGGGCCCGCGAAGGGGGGCUCCUUCUGAAUGUUUUAUCAGCAUCUGUAAAAACAAAAAAGGAAAAAGGAAAAAAAGAAAUGCGUUUUAUUUGCUAUAGUUUGUAAAGCUGUAAAGUUUAAAAAAAAAGAAAAAAGGAAAAAAAAGAAAAACCUUUUCAGCAUAAAUAUAUUUUACUUGCACUGUGUUUUUUUAGCAAAAGUGAAAGCUUAGAUUAAAAUAAAAAUCAAAGUUGAGAGGAAUCAUAAAAAAAGACAGUUUCUCAGUGUGAAAUCAAGUGUUGAAAAAUGGUUGGUGUAUUUUGUCAGUAAUUGUACAUAAUUUUUGGCACAUAACAUUAAAAAAAUGGCUAUGUAAACUAUAAUUAUUUUGCUAAAAGACUGUAUGCAAAGCUGUGGGCUUACUUUAAAGACGUCCAGAGCAAAAGUCCUUCCUUUGUACCUAUUUUUUUAUUACAAAAUAUACUAAUUGGUUCUUUAUAUUUUCAGAGGUUAUUGUAUUAAAUUGUCUAUUGAUAGUACUUUUAUGACUGUAAAUACGUCGGCUUUCUUUGUGUGGACUCUCAUGUUAGAAUUUAAGGGCAGGAGCUACCUGGAACGCCUCCUGUGCAAUUCCCGUUGAACGGAGGCGUGCAGAAAGCCCUUUUCAACAGGGCUUGCGCAAGAGAUGUUCUUAAGGUGGAUUGCACCUUAACUUUCUUUGUGUGUAAACUGAAUGCUGAUCAGUAUUUUUUAUCAACACCCAACAAACUGUUACACCUUUUUAUUUUGUCUUGGGGAGGGGUGGGGGAAUCCUGUCUUUCCAUUUUUUUUUCAUGUAAAUUUUGCACAGUUCCUUGUUCAUAUGUAAAUAUUUUACUUUCAAAAAAAUGAAGUUUUUAAUUGCUAUUGUUUUAUAUAGGAUUGAAAGAAAAUUAACUCCUUUAUUAAAAACAAAUUUAUCUGUA
This is a messenger RNA of Sphaerodactylus townsendi, 3239 nucleotides long. RefSeq names its product TATA-box binding protein associated factor 4 (gene TAF4). Lineage: Eukaryota; Metazoa; Chordata; Lepidosauria; Squamata; Sphaerodactylidae. Gene Ontology annotation, cellular component: transcription factor TFIID complex. Gene Ontology annotation, biological process: DNA-templated transcription; transcription initiation at RNA polymerase II promoter. The transcript has 12 exons. Gene Ontology annotation, molecular function: protein heterodimerization activity; DNA binding; RNA polymerase II general transcription initiation factor activity. The record is from RefSeq and is a predicted model, not a curated record. The coding region runs from base 129 to 1613 and encodes 494 amino acids.